AUGGUAUUGGAAUAUAGGAAGAAUCUAAAUCUUGAUAACAGAUGGUAUUUCAGGCAAGAUGUCAUCUCACUAAAACCGUAUGACGACUUAAACAGCAAGUGGCAGACAGUGAUUAGAAGACUUGAGAUCAUUUCGCUCGUGUUUUACGUUUCUGUUCUGUUCAUUACUAUGUAUCUGUUCUUCUAUCAUGAGUGGUAUUGUGCGGUUGGUCAUAACCCAUGCGGACAGAUGAACCUGAAGUGUCCCUGGAUGGCCGUCACACCAGACGAUCCACAAUGCGAUGUUAACCCAUACAACUAG
Molecule: messenger RNA, 300 nt
Organism: Angiostrongylus costaricensis
Lineage: Eukaryota; Metazoa; Nematoda; Chromadorea; Rhabditida; Metastrongylidae
Source: the annotation of a GenBank genome assembly